Molecule: messenger RNA, 438 nt
Organism: Lachancea lanzarotensis
Lineage: Eukaryota; Fungi; Ascomycota; Saccharomycetes; Saccharomycetales; Saccharomycetaceae
Gene: AIM29
Product: LALA0S01e17436g1_1
Exons: 2
Coding region: 1-438 (145 amino acids)
Source: RefSeq, a predicted model, not a curated record
AUGUCGUCUAGUGUAAACUACGAUGACCAGGAACCUUUGACAAGUUCUGUUAAACCGUUGACCGAUGCUGUAAUCACUGUAAGAGUGAUCAAAUCGUUUCCAUACAGAAAUGUCAAAAACAUCAUUUUCAAAGGAUACAAUUUGAGGGAGAAAACUGUUCAGGAUCUCUUAGAUGAUUCGUUGUCGCAUAUAAAGUCAAAUGGUACGUUUCGGGCGCUGCGUAACGUCGACUACGACACUUUAAAAAUCUAUACUCAUGCACACGGCUCCAAGACAGUGAAUCUCAUCGUCAACUUCGACCACGACGAUGACUGGGUGUUGCAGGAUGGAAGCAAGAAACUAGUCGACUGCGACAUCGAGAAUGAGACGGAAAUCUCGUUGUUUAACAUGCAGGCGUACCAAGAAUACAAAGCAAAUCCAAAGGAGAAAUGGCUAUAG